This is a messenger RNA of Kogia breviceps (pygmy sperm whale), 1548 nucleotides long. The record is from RefSeq and is a predicted model, not a curated record. Lineage: Eukaryota; Metazoa; Chordata; Mammalia; Artiodactyla; Physeteridae.
GUCAUUUCUGAUCGAUAGCAGGGACCUGAUCGCUGAGCUUGGCCAGGGUUGGCAGGGAGCUGAGGAUGCAUCGUGGUUGUCUUUUCUUUCUUUUUUCUUCUUCCUUUUCGUCUCCUUCUCCCUCUUCUUCUCUUCUUCCUCCUCCUCCUCCCUCCUCUUUCUCUUUACUCUUCUUCCUCUCCUCUCCGCUCUGCUCUGCUCUCCUCUCCCUUUCCUCAGGUCACAGCGGAGUGAAUCAGCUCGGUGGUGUCUUUGUCAACGGGCGGCCACUGCCGGACUCCACCCGGCAGAAGAUCGUAGAGCUAGCUCACAGCGGGGCCCGGCCGUGCGACAUUUCCCGAAUUCUGCAGACCCAUGCAGAUGCAAAAGUCCAAGUGCUGGACAAUCAAAACGUGUCCAACGGAUGUGUGAGUAAAAUUCUGGGCAGGUAUUACGAGACUGGCUCCAUCAGACCCAGGGCAAUCGGUGGUAGUAAACCGAGAGUAGCGACUCCAGAAGUUGUAAGCAAAAUAGCCCAGUAUAAGCGGGAGUGCCCGUCCAUCUUUGCUUGGGAAAUCCGAGACAGAUUACUGUCCGAGGGGGUCUGUACCAACGAUAACAUACCAAGUGUGUCAUCAAUAAACAGAGUUCUUCGCAACCUGGCUAGCGAAAAGCAACAGAUGGGUGCAGACGGCAUGUAUGAUAAACUAAGGAUGUUGAACGGGCAGACCGGAAGCUGGGGCACCCGCCCGGGUUGGUAUCCGGGGACAUCGGUGCCAGGGCAACCUACGCAAGAUGGCUGCCAGCAACAGGAAGGAGGGGGAGAGAAUACCAACUCCAUCAGUUCCAAUGGAGAAGAUUCAGAUGAGGCCCAAAUGCGACUUCAGCUGAAGCGGAAGCUGCAAAGAAAUAGAACAUCCUUUACCCAAGAGCAAAUUGAGGCCCUGGAGAAAGAGUUUGAGAGAACCCAUUAUCCAGAUGUGUUUGCCCGAGAAAGACUAGCGGCCAAAAUAGAUCUACCUGAAGCGAGAAUACAGGUCUGGUUUUCUAAUCGAAGGGCCAAAUGGAGAAGAGAAGAAAAGCUGAGGAAUCAGAGGAGACAGGCCAGCAACACACCUAGUCAUAUUCCGAUCAGCAGUAGUUUCAGCACCAGUGUCUACCAACCAAUCCCACAACCCACCACGCCUGUUUCCUCCUUCACGUCUGGCUCCAUGUUGGGCCGAACAGACACAGCCCUCACAAACACAUACAGUGCUUUGCCACCCAUGCCCAGCUUCACCAUGGCAAAUAACCUGCCUAUGCAACCCCCAGUCCCCAGCCAGACCUCCGCGUACUCCUGCAUGCUGCCCACCAGCCCUUCGGUGAACGGGCGGAGUUAUGACACCUACACCCCCCCACAUAUGCAGACACACAUGAACAGUCAGCCAAUGGGCACCUCGGGCACCACUUCCACAGGACUCAUUUCCCCUGGUGUGUCAGUUCCAGUUCAAGUUCCUGGAAGUGAACCUGAUAUGUCUCAAUACUGGCCAAGAUUACAGUAAAAAAACAAACAAACAAACAAUCAAAAAA